Mytilus trossulus (common blue mussel) is the source of this 466-nucleotide messenger RNA. RefSeq lists its product as uncharacterized. The record is from RefSeq and is a predicted model, not a curated record. The transcript has 3 exons. Lineage: Eukaryota; Metazoa; Mollusca; Bivalvia; Mytilida; Mytilidae. Bases 67 to 435 code for a protein of 122 amino acids.
AAUCCUUCAGAUAAGAAAAUUAAAGAUUUAUCGGUUGAAACAAAUUCGUCAAACAUUAGUUACAUUAUGUGGAAGGAAUUUAUAUUAUUGUCAGUUAUUGCUGUUACUUAUACUUCGUCAUUAAAGGUUCAAUGUACACAUGACUCGGAAUGCGGAACAGAUGAAUGUUGCUACUAUCACGAAGGGCCGAUGGUAAUGAGUAAAAGACAGACUUUUGUCCCUAUUCCUGUAAUGGCUCAUCAAGGUGGAUGGUGUGAAAAGUAUCAACCACAAGGUGAAUAUUGUAGCGGCAUAGCUAAAAUGAAUGGGCAUUGUGGAUGUGCUCCUGGACUAAAAUGCAAAUGGAUUCCGGAUCCAACCGUAUCUAUCUUACUACAACCUGUCAUCCAUGCAAGAAGUAUGCAAAUUGGUGGACAUUCAGAGUGUCAACCUUAAAAUGAUUAAACAAAAUUGUAUGCCAUUGAAA